AUUUUAUUUCGAUCAAGAAACUCCGAUUGGAAAUAGUACUUCAACGAAACAUAAAAACAGGCGAAAUCUGUAAAAAUUAGAAGACGGUUGUAAACAGCUGAGCCUGAGGCAUUUGGAUCAAGCUCCGACGACCUGCCACCGCCACCAUGAUUCACUUUGUUCUUCUCAUUAGCAGACAAGGGAAAGUAAGGUUGACAAAAUGGUACUCACCGUAUUCUCAAAAGGAAAGGACAAAGGUUAUCCGGGAGCUUAGUGGUAUGAUUCUCACCCGAGCCCCUAAGUUGUGCAACUUUGUGGAAUGGAGGGGAUACAAAGUUGUUUACAAAAGGUAUGCUAGCCUUUAUUUCUGCAUGUGCAUUGACCAGGAUGAUAAUGAAUUGGAGGUCCUCGAAAUUAUCCAUCAUUAUGUUGAGAUACUAGAUCGCUACUUUGGAAGUGUCUGUGAGCUGGACUUGAUCUUUAAUUUCCAUAAGGCGUAUUAUAUAUUAGAUGAAAUCCUGAUUGCUGGUGAACUUCAAGAGUCGAGUAAGAAGACCGUUGCACGCCUAAUAGCUGCACAGGAUUCUCUGGUGGAGGCAGCCAAGGAGCAAGCUAGUUCCAUCAGCAAUAUGAUUGCUCAAGCAACAAAAUAAGGAUGUGCUGGUAUCUAAACUGUUAGUAUUAUAUAUUUCGUUUGGGCAAAGGAAUGGGAUACAAACGUAGUAAACAAAUCUCAAUUUAUCUGUGGGCUGUGGAAGGAAAACUUUAUACCAUCAAAA
Salvia splendens (bonfire salvia) is the source of this 758-nucleotide messenger RNA. RefSeq names its product AP-1 complex subunit sigma-2. Bases 147 to 632 code for a protein of 161 amino acids. The record is from RefSeq and is a predicted model, not a curated record. Gene Ontology annotation, molecular function: clathrin-cargo adaptor activity. Gene Ontology annotation, cellular component: AP-1 adaptor complex; membrane coat. Gene Ontology annotation, biological process: intracellular protein transport; vesicle-mediated transport. The transcript has 7 exons. Lineage: Eukaryota; Viridiplantae; Streptophyta; Magnoliopsida; Lamiales; Lamiaceae.